AUGCAUAUCGAAGAACAAAUAUCAGAUGAAGGAUCAGUAGAACAAGUCGAAAAUUUCUAUCCGAAGCAAGUGAUUUGGGGACAAAAAGUGAUAACAUUGGACACUUUUUAUGCAUCCCAAUGCAGAGGAAUCACCAAAAUAGUUUGUAUUGCUAUGUGUUUCUUCGCUAUCGUAUUGGUCUGUGGAAGUCAACCUGUAAACGAUGAAAGAGGACCCGCCCUCUUCUUCUGUUUUCUUGGAAUUAUUGUCAGCUUUGGAGUUUUGCUGGAAUAUACUUUCAUGCUCAAUACGCAUAUUACAGCAACAUGUGGAUUUAUUAUGGAAGCUAUACUUUACGUGACUGUGUCUGUGGGACUCCUGGUAUCCGGGAUACUAAUGUGGGUCUUCUGUGCUGCACACUGGGCAGAUAUGAAUCCUGAUUGGGCAACCAUGCCAGCCUUGGCUACGGCUUCACUAUUCUUGUGCGCUGCUCUGUAUUUUGUUGAAGUUUGCAUUUUGCUCAAUGAUGCACGUCGAUGCAGCUGGAGACCUCCACAACCAACGUCUUCCGUUCUUCCACAUUAA
Caenorhabditis remanei is the source of this 564-nucleotide messenger RNA. RefSeq lists its product as uncharacterized. The transcript has 4 exons. The record is from RefSeq and is a predicted model, not a curated record. The coding region runs from base 1 to 564 and encodes 187 amino acids. NCBI's taxonomy places the organism in Eukaryota, Metazoa, Nematoda, Chromadorea, Rhabditida, Rhabditidae.